AUGGCAUUCCUCCGCGCAGGCUGGCGACUCUCCCAGUCCCUUCGACACAACACAAACAUUCUCCGCAGCUAUUCCUCCCAAACUGCUCAGCUUGAGUCAAUUCUCGCCAAACCAACCUGGUCCGUACGAUCAUUACUUCCAGACGAAAUAUCGAAGGCAUCCACAGCAUCAAUUACCCCGAAACAACUUCACCACCUCCUCCGGCUAUCAGCCCUACCACAGCCAACAAGCGCAGAAGAAGAGCAGUCAAUGCUGGAAACAUUGGAGUCACAGAUCCACUUUGUGAAGGAGAUGCAAGAGGUCAAUACAACCGGAGUAGAGCCAUUGCGCAGCAUCCGAGACGAGACCACUGCGGCCGUGAAGGAAACAGCCAUUGGACUUGACCAGCUGCGCGAUGCACUGGCCAAGGAAGAAGUCAGUGGACGCCGGGGAAGGAUUCAACGUGUCCAAGGCGAGAGGAAUAGUCAUCCGGAUGGAUCGGCUUGGGAUGGCAAUGCGCUUGGCUAUGCCUCCAAAACGAAGGGAAAGUACUUCGUUGUUGAGACUGGCAGCAGCUGA
Penicillium verhagenii is the source of this 558-nucleotide messenger RNA. RefSeq lists its product as uncharacterized. Gene Ontology annotation, biological process: glutaminyl-tRNAGln biosynthesis via transamidation; regulation of translational fidelity. NCBI's taxonomy places the organism in Eukaryota, Fungi, Ascomycota, Eurotiomycetes, Eurotiales, Aspergillaceae. The record is from RefSeq and is a predicted model, not a curated record. Gene Ontology annotation, molecular function: glutaminyl-tRNA synthase (glutamine-hydrolyzing) activity. Bases 1 to 558 code for a protein of 185 amino acids. The transcript has a single exon.